AUGACCCAGGUGUGCGGGAGGGAUCCAGGUGUGCUGCGGAGGGGAGGGGGGAACACCCACGUGUGCGGCGGGAUUGAGCGGGGGGGGGGGGGGGGGGGGGGGGCGGGCGGACACGGUGGGGGUUGGGGGGUCUCGGAUGGGGGUGGGAGACCCGUGUGGCCGGGAGGUUUCGGGAGCCUGGGGGUCCCCACGUGUGUCCGGCACGCGCAGGUGUCCGGCAGGGACACAGGGCUGUGUGCGCUGCUGCUGCUGCUUUUGGGGGUCCCGGGGCUCCCCCAGCCCCCCCCCGAGGGCCCCCCCUCGCUCUGCGACCCCCGAGUGAUCGAACGCUUCAUCCUGGAGGCUCGCGACGCCGAGCGGGGGGCGGCCGGGUGUGGCCCCCACUGUGACCUCCCCGAGCCCGUCGCUGUCCCUGACCCCGGUGUCAACUUCAACCUGUGGAGGAGCCUGGACGCGGGGUCCCGAGCGCAGGAGGUGGCCGGGGGACAGGCGGCCCUGGUGGCCGCGGUGCUGCGGGCGCGGGAGCUGCUGCGGGACCCCCGGGUCCGCCCGAGCCUGGACCGCGCCUACGGGGCCGCGAGGAGCCUGGCCCGGCUGCUGCGGGGGCUGCCCGCGCCGGCCCCGGCCCCCGCCCCCGUUCGGGUCCAGACCCUCCCCCGGCUCCUGGGGGUCCUGAGCCGCUUCCUGCGGGGGAAGGUUCGGCUCUACCUGGCCGACACCUGCCCACGGUGA
Messenger RNA from Cinclus cinclus, 732 nucleotides. It is a transcript of the gene EPO, whose product is annotated as erythropoietin. Gene Ontology annotation, molecular function: hormone activity; erythropoietin receptor binding; cytokine activity. The coding region runs from base 1 to 732 and encodes 243 amino acids. The record is from RefSeq and is a predicted model, not a curated record. Gene Ontology annotation, cellular component: extracellular region. Lineage: Eukaryota; Metazoa; Chordata; Aves; Passeriformes; Cinclidae. The transcript has 5 exons.